Messenger RNA from Diplodia corticola, 1209 nucleotides. Its product is annotated as peptidase s8 s53 subtilisin kexin sedolisin protein. The transcript has 4 exons. Gene Ontology annotation, molecular function: serine-type endopeptidase activity. The record is from RefSeq and is a predicted model, not a curated record. Gene Ontology annotation, biological process: proteolysis. Lineage: Eukaryota; Fungi; Ascomycota; Dothideomycetes; Botryosphaeriales; Botryosphaeriaceae. Bases 1 to 1209 code for a protein of 402 amino acids.
AUGAAGGCCUCGCUCUUCCUCGCCUUCCAGGCCGCGCUGACUGCGGUCCUGGCCGCGCCCGCCCGUGACCGCGUCCGUCGCGACACCAAGGAAUUCGACCUCGUCGCGGCACCGGAGGCGGACGUGGCGGCCCUGCUCGCCGAGGUCAACCUCAACGCCGACAUGGACGACGUGAAGGCGACGUACAACAACACGCUGUUCAAGGGCUUUUCGGGCAGUCUCACCCAGGAGGAGGCCGACUUCCUCAACGCCAAGAGUGAGGUCUUGGUCGUCGAGCCCGUCGUCCCCAUCUACGCGCUCGCCACCCGCGGCAGCGCGCCGUGGGGACUGCAGCGCAUCUCGCAGACGGCGAGGGUGUCGGGGAGCGCGAGCGCGAGGACGUACACGUACACGUACGACGACACGGCGCUCGGCCGUGGCGUGGAUGUCUAUGUUGUCGACACGGGCAUCUACACUUCUCACUCCGAGUUUGGCGGACGGGCGAGGGCCGGAUACACCGUCUUUUCGUCCAACACGGAUGACAAUGGGCACGGAACUCACUGCGCCGGAACCAUCGCCGGCUCGACCGUCGGCGUCGCCUCCAACGCCAACCUGAUCGCCGUCAAGGUCCUCGACAACCUCGGCUCCGGCACCUCCACCGGCCUCAUCUCCGGCCUCGACUACGUCGCCUCGACGCACAACACGCGCAAGUCGGCCAGCAACUUCAUCGCCUCCGUCGCCUCCAUGUCGCUCGGCUUCCAGAGCCGCUCCACCGCCGUCGAGACCGCCGUCCGCAACCUCGCGGGCGCCGGCGUGCACACCGUCGUCGCCGCCGGCAACUCCGCCACAAACGCGUGCACGCAAUCGCCCGCCGCCCUCGGCGGCACCGGCUCCACCACCGUCCUCGGCAUCGGCGCCUCCAACAUCAACGACGCCGUGUCAUCCUUCUCCAACACCGGCCCCUGCGUCGACGUCUUCGCGCCCGGAGAAGGCGUCGUGUCGGCGUCCAACGCCGGCGCCAACUCGUACCAGAGCCUCAGCGGCACCAGCAUGGCGACGCCGCACGUCGCGGGCUUGGUCGCGUAUCUCGCGGUGGGCAACGCGGGGCUCAGGCAGAGCCCGAGCGGGAUGAAGGCGGCGGUGAAGAGCGGGGCGGUGAGUGGGGUGUUGACGAGGAAUUCGGCGUAUGUUAGUGGGGGGAACUUGGUGUUGGCGAAUAAUGCGGCGUAA